AUGACUGCUCACACUGAGCCCCUCGUUCAUCACGAGGAGGCUUAUGACGACUCCGACGACUGCGUCUCUACAGACGACUUCACCCCUUCGCUACCUACUCUGACAAACCGCCUGCCUGAGUCCGAUGCUCACAGCGUCAGCGAUGUUGAGUCCAUCUCCGGCGAUACCAUCAGUGACCACGCUAGCGAUGCUGAGUAUGAUGAGAUCAACUACGACGAGAUUCCCGCUCUCGCUGCUCGUGCUCGCUAUCAGGAGAACGAGCCGUCUGAAGAAGAGAUGGAGCGUGUCAUGAUGAGUGAUAGAACCAUCAUCCCCGACACCCCUACCAUGGCUCAACGCAUGCCACACAUCCCUUCCGAGCCUGCUAUCGCAUCUGACUUCACACCUGAGCAUGCUCGUAUCGUCGGUUUGUCCCUCACCGACAAGCCUUAUCAAUUGCCUAACCGCCCUUUGCGUUUGGUGUACUUGGGUGAUUCUAGUCACAGCAACAUGGACGUCGUCAAGCUCAUGGCUAAGUUCUAUGGUGCCAUGACUGGCAAGUCAGCUGACAAGAAAGCCAUGUUGGAUGCAGCAUCCCGCGCCCAGUCUGAUGAGGCCGUCUUGCACUAUCUAUCUGACCUUCCCUCGCCUGUCCAAAUCGAUCGCGCCAACACUUUCGAUGUUACCCCUGGCGUCGGACCUGCUAUUGAGAAGUCUGAUGGGUCAAAGUCUAGAUUUGGAAUCUCGAAACCUGACUUGGUUGUUCUUCAUCGCGCUAGCUAUGACAAGGCCUGGCUUACAUUUGCCAAGAUGGUGGCUAUCCUCAAGAUACCCAUGGUGGAAGUUCAGGACGACUCCUUCGACCUCGCCUUGCGUGAUCACGACAUGGCAUGUGUUGUCCCAUACACUGCCCAGGGCGAACACUGUGUUCGCCUUUCCCUCCCUGACGACGAAGGUGAAGAAGUCAGAAACAGGGAGGUGCCUCUGUCCGAGAGUGCUUUCCAUGCCUUGCAAGACGAUGUCUUGAGUCGCCACGAACUCGAUGAGCCCAAGAAGAACAAGACGUCUACUCAGUCCGCCAAGCAGUCAGAGCCAUCCAAGCUGAUGUCGCUCCUCAACUCUCUACCUGUCAUGAGUACUAUGCAGAGUCUCUCGACACUGCUCUUGAUUCUAUCCUCGACCAGCUUGCUUGUUUACUUCCUUCAACAGCAGAGUCCUGCCUUUGAAUUGGCUCACCGCACACCUGCGCUUCAAGCCGCUCUGAACAAUUCUGGACUUGCCAACAUCAACGCAAGCGACAUUCUUCGCUAUCCUGUCACUACCAGCAUCAUCGGCAACUCUACAACUACUGCCGUCGCCUUCCCUACAGCUGUUCACGUCCACGUCGCCAAGUCGGAUCAACUCCUCGUCUCCCUUCCCAAGGCUUACUGGAAAUCUGCUCAGAUUGGUGUUUUCAAGAACGGCAAGGCUCUGGCCAAUGUUAACAACACCCGAGUCGUUGAUGGAGUCCUGGCCAUCUCGCUGCCUUCUACCGAUGCUUAUGGUCAGAUCCAGAUUAGCGUGCUCUCAACCCACAUGCCUCUACGCAACGAGACAGUCAAGGUCGACCUCGGCAACCGCCUGCUUCAGCGUGCCACCUACGAGAAUGCCGCGAAGGGUGUUCAGCAGGACGUCACUGUAGUUCACCAUGCGGCUAAGCUUGCUCAAGCCAAGGUCAUCUCUGACGUCCACUCCGUCUUCAACACGUCGGUCCACUGCGUCAGGUCUCUUGGAAGCAACAUUCUCGGAGGUGUCAAGUCCACAGGCAAUGCUAUCGGUGCCGCGUCGAAUCACACGUCUCAUGGCUUGUCCUACGUUGGUGGUCUUACCUACAACAAGACUUCAGACCUCGGUUCUUUCGUCAAGAGUGCCAUUCCUCAGAGACGCCACUUCAUUAGAGCUCGCAACAAUGCCCUCAAGAUCAGAACCAGACUUCUUCGUAAGUCUACCACUGCCAAGCAUAACCUUAUCAAGCCCAAGCCGGGACUUUCUCAAACUCUGGCAUCCAAGUUCGCAGAGCUUCAGAAGCACUUCCCUAGCUUCAACGCUCUGAAGAGAUCCACCUCUGUUGAGAAACGCAACAAGGCUUCUCAAACAGCCAGCAAGGUGAAGCUGACUGUCAAGACUGUUGUCGAGCCGAAGAUCAAGAAGGCUCCUGCGUCAGCAACUGACGCAGUCAAGAUUACCAAGCGCCACAAGCAGUGCAAGGACACUGACAAGAAGUUCAAGUCAUCAUGUGUUUAG
This is a messenger RNA of Aureobasidium musti, 2262 nucleotides long. NCBI's taxonomy places the organism in Eukaryota, Fungi, Ascomycota, Dothideomycetes, Dothideales, Saccotheciaceae. The record is from the annotation of a GenBank genome assembly.